ACCGGUUUACUCCUCAUCCCGCGACCGCGACAACCUACGGGUCUUCAUCAACGGGGUGGUUGAUCAGCACUCAAAGCUCAAAGUCUCUCACUCACGAAAGGCUACAUCCCACGAGGAGAUCUUGUUACAACGCAGCGAGGCACAAAGAUCAGUUGUCUUCGAAACGCCAGGUUUUGAGUUUUACGAAGUCUUGAAGGCGCAGCCCAUUACCUGACGAUCAAUCUCGACGACCUGCUGGACAACCCACUGUGCUCUCUGGCUGUAGCCUCCUGGUUGCGCGACACUUCUGCUUGGUAGCUCUCUACGCCCGAUUCUUGUUCGAGCGUGGAGCGCCUCGUCCUGCGUGAUUGCCUUUAUCUCUUUGCGCGGCAUCCUGCGCUCUCAUGUCCACACAUGAAGGGAAGCAACCCGUCCAAGAAGCCAAAUGCUGCGGCGUUGUGGAAGAGGCGGCCAUGCGCUCUAGGGAGCGACGCGAGAAGCGGAAACGGAAGCCGAUGCCAUGGAUCCUGCUCAAGCUCACCGUCGUGGUGACAGCCGGCAUUAUCGCCUACGCGUUUUACGUGUACAUCGGCAGGCUGUGCGUACCUUUGAUUCGGAGGGAUUCCGGCGCAAUAGGUGGUCGUGCGACAGGGAUCGGAUUCCUCGUUGUAUUCUGCGUGCUUGGACUCAUGAUGAUAUGGGCAUAUGAGAAGAUCGUCUUCACAUCGCCGGGUCUGGCAAAGGAGCAUGUCCAAAAGUCCCCACCACCUGAGGUUAACAAUGCUGUCCCCUCAUGGUGGGAUUCAACACGGGACCUCGCAGGUACACCUUACCAAUAUGUACCACCGCCGGAUGCGAAUGGAGCCGCCCCAGCAUCAGCCGGGCUUCAUGGGCAUAGUGGACCCGCGCCUCCUAGGGAUGUCAAUUACGACGAUAACGCCGGCAUGUUGGAUGCGAUCCCACCGGUUACUGAGGCGCGCACCGCGCAGCCCAAUGGUUCAGGCAAACCCUUACCCUCAGCGCCAAACGGCAGCAGCCCCCGUGCUCAGCUACCGAUGAUGUAUACGCGCAAGCCGUCUGCCACCCCCCUUCUGCGUCCAGAACAUCGGUACUGUUACAAGGAUGGCUUCCUCAAGCCUCCAAGGGCGCACCACUGUCGUGCCUGUGGUACCUGUGUCUUGCGAUAUGAUCACCACUGUCCAUGGAUAGGACAGUGUGUGGGAGCGCGCAAUCACAAGUUCUUUGUUAUCUUCCUCGAAUGGACGUGGCUAUUCUGCGUCUGGACAUUCGCGACGCUGACUGCGAAUGUCAUUCGAUCGGGGACGAGAGGCGACGAUAUCGACCCUGAAAUGAUUGUCAUCAUCGUUCUGUCUGGACUCUUCGCAUUCUUUACGGCAGCGCUGCUGGGGACACAUGUCAAUCUCAUCGUGCACAAUCAGACGACGGUCGAGACCAUGAACUCGCAGCGCAUGAAGGAGCGCGAGAAGGGUGUGCUCGCGCGCAUGCACGCGUGGUACGAGUUUGGCGCGAAGCGCCGGACUCGGAAGCAAUGGGACGAGGAAUGGGGCCGGAUAGGCUGCGAGGGGAAUCUGUGGUGGCUCGGGAGCUACCGGGCGAACUGGGAGGCCGUGAUGGGACAUCACGUCUGGGAGUGGUUCCUACCGAUCGGGCGGAGUCCCCUUGAUGGCCUCUCGUAUCCGGAGAACCCUCGGUUUGAUGCUGAGGGCCGUUGGCGGCCGCGGAGCGAGUGGCUGCCGGAGCUGCGAUAG
Messenger RNA from Postia placenta MAD-698-R-SB12, 1748 nucleotides. RefSeq lists its product as hypothetical. The record is from RefSeq and is a predicted model, not a curated record. NCBI's taxonomy places the organism in Eukaryota, Fungi, Basidiomycota, Agaricomycetes, Polyporales, Adustoporiaceae. Bases 384 to 1748 code for a protein of 454 amino acids. Gene Ontology annotation, biological process: peptidyl-L-cysteine S-palmitoylation; protein targeting to membrane. Gene Ontology annotation, cellular component: Golgi apparatus; endoplasmic reticulum. Gene Ontology annotation, molecular function: protein-cysteine S-palmitoyltransferase activity. The transcript has 11 exons.